AUGCAAAUGCGUGUUGGCGUGUCCCGUGCCCAUCCGCUCGGCAGCCAAGCUGCUGCCCUAUUGACAUUGCAAAACCCAUCCAAAUCUACCGAUAGCAGCGAUCGUUGGUCAUCAUUCAGCUUCAGCGUCUUGCGACCAAAGCUUGCCAAAGCAAAUCCAACGAACUUCGUAGCCAGCGCCAACAAAUCAACAACAAUGAAACUCUUCGUCUUCGCUGUGUGCGCCAUUGCCGUGGCCUCCGCCGAUGUGUCCCACCUCAACCUGGGCGGCAGUGGUUACAACUACAACAAGCCCACGCCGACCUUCAACAUCCCGUCGGCUCCAGCUCCGGUUUACUCUGCGCCAGCUCCGGCACCAGUGUACUCCGCCCCUGCCCCAGCUCCAGUGUACUCUGCUCCUGCCCCGGCUCCAGUUUACUCUGCACCUGCCCCGGCUCCUGAGUACCUGCCCCCUGUCCAGGACAUCCCAGCUCCUGCCCCAGCUCCAGUUUACUCUGCUCCUGCUCCUGCACCAGCUCCAGUCUACUCUGCUCCUGCCCCGGCUCCAGUGUACUCUGCUCCUGCUCCAGCUCCAGUUUACUCUGCACCUGCCCCGGCUCCUGAGUACCUGCCCCCUGUCCAGGACAUCCCUGCCCCAGCACCAGCUCCAGUUUACUCUGCUCCUGCCCCAGCUCCAGUUUACUCUGCUCCUGCCCCAGCUCCAGUUUACUCUGCUCCUGCCCCAGCUCCAGUUUACUCCGCUCCUGCCCCAGCUCCAGCUAACGAGUACCUGCCCCCUGUCCAGGACAUCCCAGCUCCUGCCCCAGCUCCAGUCUACUCUGCUCCUGCCCCAGCUCCAGUUUACUCUGCUCCUGCUCCAGCUCCAGUCUACUCUGCUCCUGCUCCUGCCCCGGCUCCAGUUUACUCUGCUCCUGCCCCAGCUCCUGAGUACCUGCCCCCCGUCCAUGACAUCCCAGCCCCAGCACCAGCUCCAGUCUACUCUGCCCCUGCCCCAGCUCCCGUUUACUCCGCACCAGCUCCUGCUCCCGUGUACUCUGCCCCCGCACCCGCACCCGUGGAGUCUGGAUACCAGUACAAUGUGCCUGCCAAGCGUUUCCGCUUCUAA
Messenger RNA from Drosophila serrata, 1104 nucleotides. RefSeq lists its product as uncharacterized. Gene Ontology annotation, molecular function: transcription coactivator activity. Gene Ontology annotation, cellular component: RNA polymerase II transcription regulator complex. Lineage: Eukaryota; Metazoa; Arthropoda; Insecta; Diptera; Drosophilidae. The record is from RefSeq and is a predicted model, not a curated record. Gene Ontology annotation, biological process: positive regulation of transcription by RNA polymerase II.